Hypomesus transpacificus is the source of this 3015-nucleotide messenger RNA. RefSeq names its product aquaporin 9b (gene aqp9b). Bases 53 to 919 code for a protein of 288 amino acids. Gene Ontology annotation, cellular component: plasma membrane; basolateral plasma membrane. The transcript is spliced from 6 exons. Gene Ontology annotation, biological process: water transport; glycerol transmembrane transport. Lineage: Eukaryota; Metazoa; Chordata; Actinopteri; Osmeriformes; Osmeridae. Gene Ontology annotation, molecular function: glycerol channel activity; urea transmembrane transporter activity; water channel activity. The record is from RefSeq and is a predicted model, not a curated record.
CUCGUCAACUGUCUGUACUGACAAGAGUAAGACAUCAGAUAACUGCACAAAUAUGGAAGAAGAAAGCAAGAGAAAAUUAAAGGAGCGAUGCGCCCUGAGGCAGGAUAUCAUCAAAGAGUUCUUGGCGGAGUUUUUGGGAAUAUUUGUAUUAAUACUCUUCGGGUGUGGCUCAGUGGCCCAGACGGUGCUCAGUAAGGGGGCUCUGGGAGAGCCCCUCACCAUCCACAUCGGCUUCACUCUGGGCGUGAUGAUGGCUGUCUACGUUGCUGGGGGAGUGUCAGGAGCCCAUGUCAACCCUGCUGUCUCUCUGGCUAUGGUGAUCCUGGGUAAGCUGCCCAUCAGGAAGUUCCCAGUCUAUGUGGUGGCACAGUUUCUGGGAGCCUUCGCUGGAUCCUGUGCAGUCUAUGGGCUGUACUAUGAUGCUCUCAUGGUCUACACAGAUGGAGUUCUGUUAGUUACUGGGCCAAAUGCUACAGCUAAAAUAUUUGCAUCCUACCCUGCGCCACACCUCUCAGUCCUCAACGGAUUCGUAGAUCAGGUCAUCGCAACAGGUGCCUUGAUCCUGUGCAUCCUAGCCAUCACCGAUGGGAAGAACAUCGGUGCUCCCAAAGGGAUGGAGCCCCUCUGCAUCGGUCUGAUCAUCAUGGCCAUCGGAGUGUCCAUGGGCCUGAACUGUGGCUACCCCAUAAACCCUGCUCGUGACCUGGCCCCGAGACUGUUCACUGCCGUGGCUGGCUGGGGCAUGGAAGUGUUCAGUGCUGGAGGCUGCUGGUGGUGGAUUCCGGUGGCUGGGCCCAUGGUGGGAGGCCUGGUAGGAGCUGCCAUCUACUUCCUCUUCAUAGAGCUGCACCACCCUGAGCCCGAGAAACAGGAGGAGAACAACGUCAAGGACAAAUAUGAGAUGAUCACCAUGAGUUAAACAGGAGCGACAGGGCAUCCUAACUCUCUUUACCCUCAGCAAGCAAAAUGUCUGCCUCAAUGAGAGUUUAUUUUUUAUUCUCAGUCCUAAUUUAAAAAAGGUUUACCUUAUACUCUCAUAACAGUGUAUAUCUGGAGAUUUAUAUCCCAAAAGUUUCUAUGACAAAAUUGUGAGACAUUUUUGGUAGUACUUCACCUGAAGGGAGUGAAGUUUCAAAGCAUUCAUGGCACAUUCAUGAAAUCACUCAAUGUUCUAGGAAAACUAUCACUCAUUACAACAUUUAUAUCAAAAAUGAAAUAUGGGCUUCAACAUGCAUCAUUAAUGUUAGAAGCAGGGAAGUGAAAAACCUUUCACAUACAUUUUGAAAAUUAUUUUCAUUUUGAAUUCAUGCCGAAUGAAUGUGCCAUGCAUGGAGGUGUGAAUUAUAUUUCCACACAUAUGAAGAUGUAAAGAAUGCUUAGAAAAUUGUCCUGUCACUUAAAUUAAUGUUUCUGUAUGUUUGCCAAACAAUCUACAGUACAAAAAAUAAAUCCCUGUGAUCCUGUGAUGAAUAGGCUACAGUCCGAAAUUAAAUUCUAAAUCUUUAUCAAAGGGACCUGAGUUCCCCCAGUCUCAGUGCACUUCCACUGACACCAUAAGAUCAACACCUGACACGGACUACAUUUUAUUCUGUAAGGGUUAGGACUGUGUGCACUGAUUUUAAAGUUCAUGAGAUUUGUGUGGAAAGUUUACCAAGUUUUUAUCCAAUUGUCUUAUUUCCUAGCUGUCAGGCAGUCAGAAGUAGUAACGUAAGUUGUUGAGAAACUUAGAAAAAAAAGCCACAGCGAUGUCAGGGAUGGUACAGAGUAAGCGUGGAUAUUUUUAGUUGUUGGCUAGGUUACUGGUAUGUUCUCUGGAUUGUGUUCCCCUCUUAUGCCUCACUUCAUCCCUGCAUUUGUCACAGUUGUGUGAUUUCGCUCUGCCUGCGACACAGGACUUCAUCCCUGCAUGUGCACCAGAACACACACAUCUCUGUGUCUUGCUCUCUAACGCUCAGUCUUGUUUCUCUUCUGUAGUUUUUAUAUUUCCACAUAGAAUGCAGAAAAAUACAGCCUUAAUCGGUGUGAAAUGAGCCACACACUGGUCUGUUUGAAGUCUCUCUGAGCGUAGAGCUGUGUGUCGUGACAAGUGCUGCUUCUAAAUUAUUGUAAUCUACUUUUGUUUCCUCUUAUAUAAUGUUUGAGUUGUCUUGGAAAAUGUCACAUCACGCAAAUUGUGUCAGAAUGGCAUGAAAAGCAGAAACGUUUAAUAGCUAGCCACCCUGCAUGAAACUAUAUACAUGACAUGAUGAUUCCACUGAGAGAUUAGUUUACUCCAGCGAUCCUAGGCCAAAUAGGAAACUUUCUUUACAAAUGACACUGUUUGAUAGUAAGGGACGACACUUCCUUAAUAUUUUUCAUUAUUGAUACAUAUUUUUACAUGGUACAGCAAACUCCCAGAUAGGGCUUUGUCAAGUAGCAAUAACAUUAGCUCAUCUCUUGAACCUGGUGAAAGGGACUUUAUGCAGCUAAGACUAAUUAAAAAAGUUAUUACAUAAUUUAUAGUUUUACUACUAACUGUGAUACCUAUACCCUUAAUUUGACAGACAUCAUUAUAUUAAAUAAUAAAUCAGUGUGCAAAAAUUCAAUGUCCAUAAUUAUAAGGAAAUUGUGGAAACACUAUUAAUGAGAUGAUACUACCGACCCUGGUCAUUGCAUUGUGAUCUUAUUGUAACACACAACUGUACAUUAUGUGAUCUUUACGUGGCUUACCUGUGAACCAGAAAUAUAAUGCAGGCAGAAAAAUAAAGCCUUUGAAGUAUUAAUUUGUAUUCCCAUUCAAAUGCAUCAUCGUUUUUGUAGUGGUUUACUUUCCUAUAUGUCUAGUCCUAGCAUUUGCAAAAAUGUGUUUGUAGUUGUCUCUGAACUUUCACUGACACAUGUAUUUCUCUGAUUCUACUUCUGCUAACACAAUAUUUUCCUUUUAAGUGCUAAACAUACUUGUUUGUAAAAGUAAUUUUGACAUUUCUAUACCGUACUUGUACUGUAGAUUUUACAAAAAUAAAUACUUGUUGUGGA